UAUUCUCAAUCCGCUGAAAAAUCCACCACGACCAACGCACCGACUCCUCUCAACAUUUCAUUGGCCCUCCACCCGACAAAACGUCAACGCUCAUCCAGUAUCCAAACGAAACAAUAACAAUGCCGAAAGUAGACCGUAGGGAAACAAAGGACCCAGUCAAGCGGAACUAUCAAUCACUCCCUUUCUACCUAUCAGCUCCAAGUUUAAAGCUUACUACAAUUGCCAAUACUUUACAAGUUGAGCAGUAGCACUGGCAUCAAGCAGAGCUCCUUCGCUUCCUCGAUGAGCAGAUAGACCAGUCCACACUUAAUACCAAUUUAGCCAACAUCUUUCAAUCAUCAGCGAUGACGUGAUCUGAUUGAUAAAUUGCAAUUGUGUAUUUUUCUACGUAUUGAAUAAUUGGCGAGAAUGAAAGCGGAUUUGAACUCAGUCAAACGUGCGACCUGAAAUUUAUACCUGAAUCUAAAUUACGUGACAAGAAGAUAAGGGAAUCAGUCAAUCAGGUGAGAAUGGCUGAAGCUACUGGACUUUGGGUAUUCGGUUAUGGAUCUUUGUGCUGGAAUCCUGGAUUUGAAUUUAAAAGAAAUAUGACUGGACAUGUCAAGGGAUUUGGCAGACGGUUCUGGCAGGGGAAUGAUAGUCAUCGAGGAACUAGUGAUAAGCCUGGGCGAGUGGCCACUCUGAUCGACGAUAGAAAAGAGAUCACAUAUGGUCGGGCAUUCGAAGUAACUGGAAGUGCAGCAUUGCCUUAUCUUGAGAACAGAGAAUGCACUUUAGGUGGAUAUUUAACGACAAUAUCAACUUUUUAUUCGCAAGAUGGAACGCAGACUUUUCCUGUGGUUAUCUACAUUGCAACUCAAAAAAAUAAGCAUUGGCUUGGUGAUGCACCCAUCCAUGAUAUUGCUCAACAAAUUUUGGAAUCUAAAGGCCCUAGUGGUCAUAAUGUGGAAUAUCUCCUCAGAUUAGCAGAUUUCAUGCACCAAUUCAUCCCCGAAGCUUAUGACGAGCAUCUGUUCACCUUGGAAUUGGUCGUUCGUGCGAGAAUAAAAGAACUGAAUCUGUGCUUGAAAACGUUAAUGGGCAAUCGUGAAUUCGUCAUCCAAAUAGAAAUAGAGAGAGACUCUGACAGUUCUGAUAACGAUAUACCAGACAAUGUACCUCGUCGCCAGUCAUACGAAUACACAUCUAGAAUUGCUGGAAAAACAUUGCGCUGCUUGAAACCCUAAUUCACACACCGAAAAAUGAGGAUUGAGCUCGAGCUCAAAGUGAUAUUCUAACUCUUCAUGAAAAUAUUUUCAAUUGAUACUGAAUAAUUAUUUUUGACUAUUUAUUUUUUUACAUAUUGCCGGUUGAAUGUUCAUACGUGCCUCUAUUCAUAAUUUUAUACAUUUUUCUUAUAUAUAAUUUUGAACGCACAAUGAUAUUUAGUAUAUAAUAUGUAAGAGCACAAUUCAAAUUGGAUAGGAAAAUUAUGGGCUGACGAAAUUUUUCGGAGAAUAUCAUAUUGAUACGCUUUGAAAGAUGAUAAUAAAU
Molecule: messenger RNA, 1533 nt
Organism: Fopius arisanus
Lineage: Eukaryota; Metazoa; Arthropoda; Insecta; Hymenoptera; Braconidae
Product: glutathione-specific gamma-glutamylcyclotransferase 1
Exons: 5
Coding region: 510-1226 (238 amino acids)
Biological process (GO): glutathione catabolic process
Cellular component (GO): cytoplasm
Molecular function (GO): gamma-glutamylcyclotransferase activity; glutathione specific gamma-glutamylcyclotransferase activity
Source: RefSeq, a predicted model, not a curated record